AUGAAUCAUAGUGGAAGGAAAGCGGUGACAUCUUUUUUUGCUGCCUUUGAUGCCCUGUGUGAAGAAGGAACUGCAACAACUGUAUGCAGAGCUCUUGAUGACGUUGCAGAUAUAUCUAUACCAGGUUCAAAAGAUCAUGUGAAGGAGCAGGGUGAAAUCUUAGAGGGUAUUGUUGCUCGUAUUGUAAGCCAUGAGAGCUCAAAGCACAUGGUGGAAGUCUUAAAAGAUUUCCCUCCUCCACCAAUGGAAGGAGCUGUUCUUGAUUUGGGACCAAGCCUAAGGGAGAUUUGUGCUGCAAAUAGGUUGGAUGAAACACAGCAAAUAAAAGCACUUCUCUCAGGAGUUGGCUCUUUUUGCCCUGACCAUUCAGACUGGUUUGGAGGAGCUGGUGAUGCCCAUUCUAGAAAUGCAGAUAAAGCAGUGCUAUCAAAAUUUUUACAAUCUCAUCCUGCUGAUUAUUCGACCACCAAAUUGCAGGAAGUGAUACGUUUGAUGAGAGAAAAGCGUUUUCCUGCUGCCUUUAAAUGCUACCAUAACUUCCACAAACAUGAUGCGAUGUCCAGUGACAACCUUUUCUACAAAAUGGUCAUUCAUGUCCAUAGUGACUCUGCAUUUCGGCGUUAUCAGAAUGAGAUAAGGUGUUCAUUUGGUAGUUACACUCUUCAUAUUUCUGUAGGUUUUUUUGUUGACAUUAAUUUGUUCAAGGCAAGCAAUGAGAAAGCUGCUGAGAUUGCAAAAAACAAAAGCACUGUCGUGGAGGAUGAUGGUGGCACUGGUAUGUCAGGAAAACAUGGAUUGGCUGAUGAAGAUGCAAACUUAAUGAUCAAAUUGAAAUUUCUUACCUAUAAGUUGCGUACCUUUUUGAUCCGCAAUGGUUUGUCAAUUCUUUUUAAAGAAGGUCCAGCUGCUUAUAAAGCUUAUUACUUGAGGCAAAUGAAAAUAUGGGGCACUUCAGCUGGAAAGCAGAGGGAACUCAGCAAAAUGCUUGAUGAAUGGGCUGUGUACAUACGACGGAAAUGUGGAAACAAACAGCUAUCGUCAUCAGUGUACCUCAGUGAGGCUGAGCCUUUCCUUGAACAAUAUGCAAAACGGAGCCCACAGAAUCAGGCUCUUAUAGGAUCUGCUGGAAACUUGGUAAGGGCUGAAGACUUCUUGGCCAUAACUGAGGGUGGAAGAGAUGAAGAGGGUGAUCUUCAGAAGGAGUUUGUACCAUCAAGCCCCACAGCCUCAACUGGGGACAUCAUUCCAAAAGCUGAGGGUCUGAUUGUAUUCUUUCCCGGACUACCUGGUUCUGCUAAGUCUGCACUAUGCAAGGAACUACUCAAAGUCCCUGGACGAUUUGGGGAUGAUAGGCCAGUUCUCACUCUUAUGGGUGACCUUAUUAAAGGAAGAUAUUGGCAGAAGGUUGCUGAUGAACGGAAGAAAAAACCAUAUUCUAUAAUGCUUGCAGACAAGAAUGCACCAAAUGAAGAAGUGUGGAGACAGAUUGAAGACAUGUGCCACAGAACAGGGGCCUCUGCAGUUCCAGUUGUUCCUGAUUCUGAAGGCACUGAUUCAAAUCCGUUUUCUCUUGACGCAUUAGCGGUUUUCAUGUAUCGUGUGCUUCAACGUUCUAAUCAUCCGGGAAACCUUGAUAAGAAUUCUCCAAAUGGUGGCUAUGUGCUACUAAUGUUCUAUCACCUUUAUGAGGGCAAAAGCCGUGCCGAGUUUGAUGGUGAAUUAGUUGAGCGUUUUGGUUCGCUUGUCAAGAUACCACUGCUGAAAUCUGAUAGGAAUCCAUUACCUAAUCCUGUGAAGUCAACUCUUGAGGAGGGAAUGAAUUUAUACAAGCUUCACACCAAGACACAUGGAAGAUUGGAGUCUACCAAGGGAACCUAUGCAAAUGAGUGGGCUAAAUGGGAGAAACAGUUGCGGGAUGUUUUAUUUGGACACUCAGAAUAUCUGAAUUCUGUUCAGGUUUCUUUUGAGUCUGCUGUUAAGGAAGUAUCAGAAGAGCUAAGUAAGAUUGCUAAAGGUGAGUACAAGACUCCAGAGUAUAGAACUCCAGAUUCUGGGAAGAGCAAGAUCGGGGCCAUUGUUUUUGCUGCCAUUAGCCUGCCUGUUACUGAAAUCAGAGGUUUGCUUGAUAAUUUGGCUGGGAAAGAUGGUAAAGCCGCAGCUUUCCUGAAAGACAAGAAUUUGGAGAACAAGAUUAAUAAGGCCCAUGUUACUCUUGCACACAAGAGAAGUCAUGGUGUUACUGCAGUGGCUAAUUAUGGCAUCUUCCUACACAAACAAGUCCCUGUGGAUAUAACUGCACUGCUCUUCACGGAUAAAAUGGCAGCGUUUGAAGCAUGCCCUGGCUCUGUUGAAGGUGAAAGAGUCCUCUCCAAAAAUGAGUGGCCACAUAUUACCUUAUGGACCGCAGAGGGUAUUGCAGCUAAGGAGGCCAACUUGUUACACAGUUUGCAUUUAGAAGGGAAGGCUACUCGUAUUGCUAUUGAUCCACCUGCCACCAUUCACGGGCCGCUGGAGUUUUACUGAAGUCAUCUUUUCUUUGGCUUAAUUCGCGGCUAGAUUGACAUAGACAUAACAGUAGAAUACAGUUUUCUUUGAUGAUGCUGGAGUUGAAAUGAAGAGAGAGCUCAACUGCCAAGUGGAGGAGAAACUUUUGCAUGCAAACACGAAAAUGAGGAAAAUUUUGAUAUGUCAAGUUGUCUGAUAGUUUUGUAUAUAGGCAAUCGCAAACUUGAGCUAUAGCUUAAAGACUGGUGUACCCUACAUAUCCUUAACGAAAACAAACCGGGGGAAAUGAUAUCUUGAUUAAUGAGUCAACAUUCUGCAGUCCGCACAAUCAAUUGGUACUAACUGGAUGCUCA
Messenger RNA from Fragaria vesca subsp. vesca, 2858 nucleotides. RefSeq lists its product as uncharacterized. The transcript is spliced from 20 exons. Bases 1 to 2523 code for a protein of 840 amino acids. Gene Ontology annotation, biological process: tRNA splicing, via endonucleolytic cleavage and ligation. The record is from RefSeq and is a predicted model, not a curated record. NCBI's taxonomy places the organism in Eukaryota, Viridiplantae, Streptophyta, Magnoliopsida, Rosales, Rosaceae. Gene Ontology annotation, molecular function: ATP binding; RNA ligase (ATP) activity.